Messenger RNA from Penicillium egyptiacum, 1479 nucleotides. The record is from the annotation of a GenBank genome assembly. NCBI's taxonomy places the organism in Eukaryota, Fungi, Ascomycota, Eurotiomycetes, Eurotiales, Aspergillaceae.
AUGACACCAGCUAUUUUUAGGCCAUCGAGCUUACCUGGACAAGACUGCCCAAACUGCACGAGGAGGCGUAUCAAUUGCGACCGGACUUUACCAGAAUGCAGAAAAUGCAUUUCUCGAGGGUUGCCAUGCCCCGGCUAUGAUAUCAUUCUGAAAUGGGGUAACGGUGUCGCCAGCAGGGGCAAAUUAACAGGAAGAAUGCUACCAGUUCUGGAAUCCGCUGAGACGAAUUUCGACGUUCCCGAAGAUCAUCGAAAUACCUCGACGAAUCGAAUUCCAGCCCUUAAGGAGAACGCCGCAUCAAUCGAGCGUGGAUUAGGGCUGAAUAUCAAUCCCACGACGUUAGAAUUGAUGAAGCAUUUUCAACAAAACAUUGCCAGGAAGCUUGCUUGGGUAGAUGGGCCAACGAAUCCAUGGCGACAAGUUAUCAUUCCUCUUGCUUGGAUGUCACCAACAGUCCUUUGUGCUGUGUUGUCUCUCUCAUCUGAGGACCUUGCAUUCAAAUAUGCACAGGAUCACCCUCGACAUAACUAUCUACAAAGCAUCUCGCUUCGAUUUCGAAAUAAUGCCUUAGCCUUGCUGGCGAGGCACAUCAGCUCGUUGAGAGAGCGAGACACGCCACAAAUUGGAAAUCUCGACCCGAACGAGAUCAGCUGUAUUCUCGCCUCAAUGCUCAUACUAUACAACGUCGAACUCCUUGACGCAGAGCCUAUAAAGUGGCGAAUGCACUUACACGCAGCUCGAGUUAUAGUCCAAUGGAGAGAACAGGCUUCUUCUCGCGCAUCACUCAACGAAAUCGACACAUUCCUUCUUUACGAACAUUACUACGCUAGUGUCUUUGCGGGUCUCACAACCUUUGAUCUUGCCGAUGAGUUCACAGGGGAACAAUUUGAAAACUCCAACGAUAUCACCAUCUUCAGUGACUUUGUACGCGUUAUUCAUCGAGUGACACGAAUUGAGCGAGUUGCAUAUGAUCAAGGGUCUACUGUGGACCCAGCCCAGAUCGAGAACAUCAUUCGCGAAGUGGAUGCAGCAAGGCAGAGAAUGGCACUAUUAGGCCAAAGAAUACACCUGCAGGGGUGCCAUGCCCAAGACUUCCAGCAUCUGGUUUCCAUCUUUUAUCAUGCAAGCCUGAUAUACAGCUAUCAGGUAUUGAAAAGCAACUCUUCGGCUGAUUCCAAUAUUCAAGCUUCGCGAGACUCGAUUUUGGACCAUUUAUACUCUCUCUCAAACAGAGAAACAUUCGCCCAUGAUCUUGUCUGGCCUCUGUUCAUUUUGGGAACUGAGUGUAGAGGACUUCCGGCAAUGCAAGAGAUGGUCUCUCGGGAAAUGGAGGCUGUCAUGAAAAUUAGCGGUGUGCUCGAUCGACGCAAAGUGUUGUUCUUCCUCCAGCAUUAUUGGUCACUCGAUCUAGAUCGCAGUGUCACAUGGAUCUAUCUUUUGAGAGAGAUGAUGCCUGGUAAAAUGAUGUUGAUUUUGUAA